Yamadazyma tenuis ATCC 10573 is the source of this 624-nucleotide messenger RNA. RefSeq lists its product as uncharacterized. NCBI's taxonomy places the organism in Eukaryota, Fungi, Ascomycota, Pichiomycetes, Serinales, Debaryomycetaceae. The record is from RefSeq and is a predicted model, not a curated record.
AUGGAAUUAGCUGGUGACAAUCUCUGGGCAGUAGCCUGGUUUUACGGCCACGACUAUAUGCAUAAAGAAAUGCACAGAGCGAUCCUUAAAUCUAUUGGAGUGGAUGUUGGUGCAGUAAUUGAUAACAUAAUUCGCGGUGAUAGGCUAUACAACUCAACUCUCAUUGAGGACACAGCAGAAUUGAGACCAAUUUGGAACAGAGAUGCACAACUUCCACCGGUUGAAUUAAAAACCAUUCUGGCGAUCAGGGAAUUAGCUAGUGAUAAUCUUCAGUCAGUUGCUAAAUUUUACGGCUAUGAUCCAGAAGAUAAUGAAAUCCAUCGAGUGAUCUUCAAUGCGGUGGGAGUUGAUAACUGCAAAGUAAUUGAUGAGAGAAUUCGCCGUGACAAGGAAUACAACUCAACUAUCACUGGCGACACAAAAGAAUUGAGACCAAUUUGGAACAGAGAUGGACAACCUCCACCGGUUGAAUUAAAAACCAUUCUGGUGGUUAGAGAAUUAGCUGGUGAUGACAUAAGCAGAUGCUUGUUACACUACGGUAUUGAUUCCAGUUUAAACCAUCGUCUUGGGAUCCACGUACUUUUCUCCGAGAUUGGAAAUGAGACAACAUUUAUCGAACAGUAA